Messenger RNA from Tarenaya hassleriana, 952 nucleotides. RefSeq lists its product as uncharacterized. NCBI's taxonomy places the organism in Eukaryota, Viridiplantae, Streptophyta, Magnoliopsida, Brassicales, Cleomaceae. Bases 185 to 952 code for a protein of 255 amino acids. Gene Ontology annotation, molecular function: ubiquitin-protein transferase activity. The record is from RefSeq and is a predicted model, not a curated record. The transcript has 5 exons.
UCUCCUCUCUCUCUCCUUUAUAUACCAUACGUAUAUAGAGCGAGAAAAAAACAAGAGGAGAGAAGAUAAAAAAAGAAUCCGGACACACAGAGUUCAAAGACUUUAAGAUGAUGAUGAUGGAGGAUCAUUAGGUCUUCGUUUUCCCGAUAUUUAUUUUCUCUCAACAAGGUAAUCGAAAAACGACAUGGCUGUUCAAGCUCAACACCCUUCGAAUGGCCUCUUCCCCAACAGAAACGGGCAAGAGGGACAUGGUUUCUCAUUGCAGCCUCAACAGGGAGAGUUUCUCGAUCAAACCCACAUGCUGCUCAACAAUGGAGGUUCUAAUCCGGGAAAACGAGGAGUUGAAUCGACGGCUCCUCAGGUGAACAGUUACCAUUUUUCUCAGUCUCCUCAAGUUAUAGGUCUCUCUCUCUUGCACAGCCAACAUUAUCACCGGCCACCGGCCCCGGCGUCGGCGCCGAACAUCGUUUCCACCGGUCUCCGAUUAUCCUCUGGCGAAGACCAGCCGCAGAAUUUUAAUGGUCGGCUUCGGCAGCAAUACCGAUGCGAGAAUCAGAAUCUUGUCUCGAGUUCUUCUUCUGGGGUAUUGUCUGUGUUAUAUGAAGAUUUCGAUGCUCAGAUCAGCCGGCAGCGCGAAGAAAUCGACGAAUUUCUUCAUGCCCAGGCGGAGGGCCUGAGGCGCACGUUAGCAAAUAAGAGGCAGAGGCACUACAGUGCGCUCCUACGCGCGGUGGAGGAGCCCUUGGCGAGGAAGCUGAGGGAGAAGGAGGCGGAGGUUGAAAGUGCCACGCGCCGCCGGGAGGGGCUGGAGGCUCGUGCUGCUCAGCUGACGGCGGAGGCGCAGGCGUGGCAGGCGAGAGCCCGGGCCCACGAAGCGGCUGGUUUGCCGGAGAAGAGCAGCGACGGUGGUGCUUUUGCCGUGUCGGCAUCUGAGCCUCUGCCCGGAAUGUGA